AUGGCUGACCUGGACGCUGAGCUGCUCGCCCUGGCGGGAGGCGAUGAUUCUUCCGACGAGGAAUCUCCCGCCAUCUCGCAGCAGAAGGACAAAGAUAAAGGGCGCCAGGCCUCUCCUGGCAGCUCAUCUUCCAACGACCAAGACGACGACGCGGACAACAUGGGUCGCAAGGGGGUAGCCCGGCCGGUCAAGCGCCAACGCAAGAGAGCCAGAGCAUAUGACGACGAAGAGGAAGAGGGCGAGCUAUCCUCUUCAAGCGUUCACUCUCGCCGCUCCCUUCGAUCAGCAUCCAUGUCCGAAUCAGAGUCAGAUACCUCUCCUCCUCCCGAAGAGAACCAGGGCCCCAUCUUCCCUUAUGAGAAGCUAUUCUACUCCGCCAAAGACAAGAGUGAAAUCAUGGCCCUGCCUGAAAUCCAGAGAGAGGAACUGCUAUCAGAACGAGCUCAGCAGGUCGACCGCCAUAACCAGGACAUUGCCCUCCGUCGUUUGCUAGCCAACAGAGAGCGAGAGGAAGCCCGUGCCGCGGCCAAGAAGAAACGCAAGGCCGGUUCAGCUGAUUUGGAGGACAGCCAGCGCAAGAGCUCACGCAAGAAGACGGUUCUCGGCGGACGCAAAGUGGGUGAGCCCUCAGAUGCGAUUGAAGCAUACAAGCGUCAAAGAGAGCAAAAGGGGAAGCGAGAUGAGCAGCGUCGGCGUGAUGCUUCUUCACGAAAGAAUAACAACGCCAGCAGCUCUCCUGCUCGAGAGGCAGAUGAUCGAGACGCCAGUGGUGAAAGUGAGGUCGAGUGGGAUGAUAAACCCCAACGCAGGAGUGUCUCACCCCCGCGUUACGAUCCCCCAGCUGAACUGCGGGAGUUACAGCGUGCCAGAAUUGCACGCAGCAACUUUGCCCAGGUCUGUUUCUAUCCUGGCUUCGAUCAGGCUAUCAGCAACUGCUACACCAGAGUCAGCUUGGGACCAAACCUGUCAACCGGAAAACCGGAGUACAGAAUUGGUCUGAUCAAGACUGAAAAGGAGUUCCCCUUUAUCGCCUGUUCCGAAUCCCCCUUCACUGAGGCUGAGUUUAACCGCUAUCGGAAAACCAUGGCAGUGGAUGGCCUCAAGAUGCCCACAAAGUCCGCUGUCGACAAGAAAGUAGCAGACAUCAACCGCUUGCUGGCGCACGACUUCACUAAAGAGGAGCUCGAGGAGAAGCUUCGUCGCCAGGGCACAAACGACAACAAACAGCUCAUCUACAACCGCAUCCAGCUUGAGCGUCGCCGCAACGAGGCCAUUGCUAACAAGGAUGAGGCAGCCAUCGCAGAGUGCGAUGCUGAGCUCGCCCGCCUGACUGGCCCCAAGCUCGCCUUUGGCACCACACUGGUCAAGCCACGCCCUAACGAGAAGACGCAGCAAGAACGUCUCGCCGAGCUGAACAUGCGCAACCAGAAGCUCAACACCGAGAAUGUGCGCAAGGCCCAGCUGGCCGAGCGUAAGGCAGCAAAACUAGCCGCCGCAGCCGUCGCCCGAGGAGAGGCCGUCGCCGACCGCUUUGCACGUGUCAAGACCAGAGCGAGGACGUACUACGAGUCCACGGAUGGUCAUCUCGUCCCCGUCAAGCCCGAGGCCGCCAUUGCUGAUCGCAGCCGCGCCAUCACCCCGACCACCGCCAGUAACAACACCGAUGCCACCAAUACGCCUGCCAACGGAACCACACCCCGCAGCGUUACUCCGUCCAAGCCAGCCACUCCAAAGGUCUACAAGGGCGUCCCUGUCAUUCGUCACCGGCCGACAGACGAGGACAACAUCGCUGCCCUGGACUUGGACAUCGACAUCGAGAUCUAA
This is a messenger RNA of Trichophyton verrucosum HKI 0517, 1824 nucleotides long. RefSeq lists its product as uncharacterized. Lineage: Eukaryota; Fungi; Ascomycota; Eurotiomycetes; Onygenales; Arthrodermataceae. The transcript is spliced from 4 exons. Bases 1 to 1824 code for a protein of 607 amino acids. The record is from RefSeq and is a predicted model, not a curated record. Gene Ontology annotation, molecular function: DNA binding.